This is a messenger RNA of Salvelinus namaycush (lake trout), 3148 nucleotides long. Its product is annotated as WD repeat-containing protein 19-like. The transcript is spliced from 7 exons. Bases 33 to 671 code for a protein of 212 amino acids. Gene Ontology annotation, biological process: intraciliary retrograde transport; cilium assembly. Gene Ontology annotation, cellular component: intraciliary transport particle A; cilium. Lineage: Eukaryota; Metazoa; Chordata; Actinopteri; Salmoniformes; Salmonidae. The record is from RefSeq and is a predicted model, not a curated record.
ACUACCGUAAUGCCCAUGACGUGCUGUUCAGUAUGUACACUGAGCUGCAGACACAGAAGAUCAGAAUCCCUGCUGAGAUGAACACCAACCUCAUGAUCCUCCACUCAUACAUCCUGGUUAAGAUCCAUGUGAAGAGAGGGGAGCAUCUGAAAGCAGCUCGCAUGCUCAUCAGAGUUUCCAACAACAUCAGCAAAUUCCCCUCCCACAUCGUACCCAUCCUGACGUCAGCGGUGAUAGAGUGUCACCGGGCCGGUCUGAGGAACUCCUCGUUCAGCUUUGCUGCCAUGCUGAUGAGGCCAGAGUACCGUCACAAGAUAGACCCCAAGUACCGCAAGAAGAUAGAGGCUAUGGUCCGUCGUCCAGACACCAGUGAGAUAGAAGAGGAGACUAGUCCCUGUCCAUAUUGUGGUUUCACGCUUCCUCAGUGUGAACUGAUCUGUCCUGGCUGCAAGAACAACUUGCCCUACUGCAUCGCCACGGGUCAUCACAUGCUGAAAGAGGAUUGGUCAGUUUGUCCUCACUGUGAAUUCCCUGCUCUCUACUCCCAGCUCAUCCUGCUGUUGGAGACAGAGAGUGUGUGUCCCAUGUGUUCCGAGACUCUGAGUGUGAACCAGGUGGAGAAGAUGGAUGACUGUUCCAGCUACCUGCAGCCUGACCAAUCAGAGCACUGAUACAGAGAUCUCUGUGAUGUGGCCUGGUGGUGUUCUACAUAGAGGACUGCUGCUGAGGGGGAGGACGGAUCGUAAUAAUGUCUGUAACGGACCAAUGGAAGCCAUGUGUUUGAUACCAUUCCUCUCAGGACAUUACCACGAGCCCGUCCUCCCGGAUUCAGGAGCCACCAACCUCCUGUGAUAGGGGAUAGGGAGCCAGUGACAUCAUCCACUCCUCCAUGUUUCUCUACCACCUGUUAAACUGUUGAUAUAGACGUCCUCCUCCUCCAUGUUUCUCUACCACCUGUUAAACUGUUGAUAUAGACGUCCUCCUCCUCCUCCAUGUUUCUCUACCACCUGUUAAACUGUUGAUAUAGACGUCCUCCUCCUCCUCCAUGUUUCUCUACCACCUGUUAAACUGUUGAUAUAGACGUCCUCCUCCUCCUCCAUGUUUCUCUACCACCUGUUAAACUGUUGAUAUAGACGUCCUCCUCCUCCAUGUUUCUCUACCACCUGUUAAACUGUUGAUAUAGACGUCCUCCUCCUCCUCCAUGUUUCUCUACCACCUGUUAAACUGUUGAUAUAGACGUCCUCCUCCUCCAUGUUUCUCUACCACCUGUUAAACUGUUGAUAUAGACGUCCUCCUCCUCCUCCAUGUUUCUCUACCACCUGUUAAACUGUUGAUAUAGACGUCCUCCUCCUCCUCCAUGUUUCUCUACCACCUGUUAAACUGUUGAUAUAGACGUCCUCCUCCUCCUCCAUGUUUCUCUACCACCUGUUAAACUGUUGAUAUAGACGUCCUCCUCCUCCUCCAUGUUUCUCUACCACCUGUUAAACUGUUGAUAUAGACGUCCUCCUCCUCCUCCAUGUUUCUCUACCACCUGUUAAACUGUUGAUAUAGACGUCCUCCUCCUCCUCCAUGUUUCUCUACCACCUGUUAAACUGUUGAUAUAGACGUCCUCCUCCUCCUCCAUGUUUCUCUACCACCUGUUAAACUGUUGAUAUAGACGUCCUCCUCCUCCUCCAUGUUUCUCUACCACCUGUUAAACUGUUGAUAUAGACGUCCUCCUCCUCCUCCAUGUUUCUCUACCACCUGUUAAACUGUUGAUAUAGACGUCCUCCUCCUCCAUGUUUCUCUACCACCUGUUAAACUGUUGAUAUAGACGUCCUCCUCCUCCAUGUUUCUCUACCACCUGUUAAACUGUUGAUAUAGACGUCCUCCUCCUCCUCCAUGUUUCUCUACCACCUGUUAAACUGUUGAUAUAGACGUCCUCCUCCUCCUCCAUGUUUCUCUACCACCUGUUAAACUGUUGAUAUAGACGUCCUCCUCCUCCAUGUUUCUCUACCACCUGUUAAACUGUUGAUAUAGACGUCCUCCUCCUCCAUGUUUCUCUACCACCUGUUAAACUGUUGAUAUAGACGUCCUCCUCCUCCUCCAUGUUUCUCUACCACCUGUUAAACUGUUGAUAUAGACGUCCUCCUCCUCCUCCAUGUUUCUCUACCACCUGUUAAACUGUUGAUAUAGACGUCCUCCUCCUCCUCCAUGUUUCUCUACCACCUGUUAAACUGUUGAUAUAGACGUCCUCCUCCUCCUCCAUGUUUCUCUACCACCUGUUAAACUGUUGAUAUAGACGUCCUCCUCCUCCUCCAUGUUUCUCUACCACCUGUUAAACUGUUGAUAUAGACGUCCUCCUCCUCCAUGUUUCUCUACCACCUGUUAAACUGUUGAUAUAGACGUCCUCCUCCUCCUCCAUGUUUCUCUACCACCUGUUAAACUGUUGAUAUAGACGUCCUCCUCCUCCAUGUUUCUCUACCACCUGUUAAACUGUUGAUAUAGACGUCCUCCUCCUCCAUGUUUCUCUACCACCUGUUACACUGUUGAUAUAGACGUCCUCCUCCUCCAUGUUUCUCUACCACCUGUUAAACUGUUGGUAUAGACGUCCUCCUCCUCCUCCAUGUUUCUCUACCACCUGUUAAACUGUUGAUAUAGACGUCCUCCUCCUCCUCCAUGUUUCUCUACCACCUGUUAAACUGUUGAUAUAGACGUCCUCCUCCUCCUCCAUGUUUCUCUACCACCUGUUAAACUGUUGAUAUAGACGUCCUCCUCCUCCUCCAUGUUUCUCUACCACCUGUUAAACUGUUGAUAUAGACGUCCUCCUCCUCCAUGUUUCUCUACCACCUGUUAAACUGUUGAUAUAGACGUCCUCCUCCUCCAUGUUUCUCUACCACCUGUUAAACUGUUGAUAUAGACGUCCUCCUCCUCCUCCAUGUUUCUCUACCACCUGUUAAACUGUUGAUAUAGACGUCCUCCUCCUCCAUGUUUCUCUACCACCUGUUAAACUGUUGAUAUAGACGUCCUCCUCCUCCUCCAUGUUUCUCUACCACUCUACCAUCUCUACUACCACUCUACAUAUCUGCAUUGAAGCCUGUUAUCCAUUAGUUCAUUCAUGUCGACGACGUUAAAAAAUAUGAAUAUUAAAUAUAUUUUUGCUCUUGUG